Lachancea meyersii CBS 8951 is the source of this 996-nucleotide messenger RNA. NCBI's taxonomy places the organism in Eukaryota, Fungi, Ascomycota, Saccharomycetes, Saccharomycetales, Saccharomycetaceae. The record is from the annotation of a GenBank genome assembly.
AUGACCAAAAUUGCCAUUAACGGAUUCGGAAGAAUUGGUAGACUUGUUUUGAGAAUCGCCCUUUCCAGACCCUCGAUCGAAGUGGUGGCCAUCAAUGACCCUUUCAUUGGCACAGACUACGCUGCGUACAUGUUGAAAUACGACUCCACACAUGGUAGAUACCCUGGUACUGUUUCUAGCGAGGGCAACUCUCUAGUAGUGGAUGGCCAUAAGAUUGCCGUAUUCCAGGAAAAGGACCCUGCCAAUCUGCCAUGGGGCAAACUAGGCAUCGAUAUCGCCGUGGACUCGACCGGUGUUUUCAAAGAGCUGGACUCGGCGCAAAAGCACAUUGAUGCCGGAACCAAAAAGGUUGUCAUCACUGCUCCUUCCUCCACGGCUCCCAUGUUUGUGAUGGGCGUCAACGACGAUUCUUACAAGAACGAGAAAAUUGUAUCCAACGCUUCGUGCACCACCAAUUGUUUGGCUCCCUUGGCUAAGAUCAUUAACGAUGAAUUUGGCAUCGAAGAAGGUCUUAUGACUACCGUUCACUCGCUAACGGCUACUCAGAAGACUGUGGACGGACCAUCUCACAAAGACUGGAGAGGUGGUAGAACUGCCUCCGACAACAUCAUUCCUUCGUCCACUGGUGCCGCCAAGGCCGUGGGCAAAGUGCUACCAAUUCUGCAGGGUAAACUGACAGGUAUGGCAAUUAGAGUUCCUACAGUGGAUGUUUCCGUUGUCGAUUUGACUGUCAAAUUGGCCAAGCCUACUACCUAUGAUCAAAUCAAAGCCGCAGUCAAGAAAGCAUCGGAAGGCAAACUGAAGGGUGUUAUGGGCUACACAGAAGAUUCUGUUGUUUCCUCAGAUUUUUUGGGCGAUCCUCAUUCCUCCAUUUUCGACGCCAGCGCUGGUAUCAUGUUGUCGCCAAAGUUCGUCAAGUUGGUGUCCUGGUAUGACAACGAAUAUGGUUACUCAACGAGAGUCGUCGACUUGAUUGAACAUGUCUCCAAGGCUUGA